Molecule: messenger RNA, 2279 nt
Organism: Durusdinium trenchii
Lineage: Eukaryota; Dinophyceae; Suessiales; Symbiodiniaceae
Source: the annotation of a GenBank genome assembly
CCAGGAAUCAAUUCUUCGCGACCUGGUCGCGCUGGUCAGCCCUGGUCGCCCCCGGUCGCGCUCUCUCCAUCCAUGUCGCAUCCCCUGGGAGAGGUCGCGCAGAUUUCGGUGACGGAGAUUGCGCAGAGCCAGCUGCCGCCAGAGCCACCAAGCCCCUCCCACCCAGGUCUCCUCGGCCUCAAGCAUCCAUCCUCGAGCUUUUUGGGGCUUGUGGACCAGUUGGUGCAAAAGCAUCAAGAGGAGCUGGCGAGUGCCUGCGGAAAACCCGCCAGCAGAAAUAACCGAAGCACUGGAAGAAGGUCUGCAGGAAGUGUGGACUCGACCUUGUCUCAGACCUGGUCAGAUCGGGGCCAUGUCGAGGAGACCACCUCCCCGCACUUUCCGCGCAUGACCACUCCUAACACGCCCACGGCGGCCAAUUUCCUCCUGCGCAGGGACCGUGAAAAGAAAACUCGGCUCUCCAACGUCAAUGCCAGCACGCUAGCAGAUGCCUUCGAUGAGAAGACCUUGAAGACUCUGACAGAUAAAUCUGACAGCUUUGGAGUCGGCCUUUCUCCGGCCCUGCACAAUGACAAGAAUGGAUGCUCCUCUUCCUUUGCGGAGUGGAUUCACGAUAGAGAUGAGCAGAAGAGUUGCUGGGAGAGAUGCCAAGACUUCUUGCAGUCCACGCGCUAUGAGUUGAUCAUUGCCUUCGUGCUGGCCGUGAAUGUCUUCUGCAUGGCAUUGGAAAUGGAGCUGAGAGGUGUCCAUGUCGCAGGUGUUGAUCUUGGACUGUAUCCUUCAGUAGUUCAGUUCGAUUCCCAACUGUUUCGCACAUUUUCAAAGGCAGACAAGUUCUUUGCUUUCUUCUUCGUCUUUGACGUGCUCCUUCGCGUUUGUGUUCUUCAGUGCCGUUUCUUCCACGUGUGCUUGAACUAUGUGGACAUCCUGGUGUCCCUGACCUCCCUGGCCGAGGUCGUGCUGACUUGGGAGACUGAGGGUGAUGAGCUCAGCGGCACCAGUGGAAGCAUGCCGGUGAACCCGUUGAUUUUCAAGCUCUUGCGCUUAGGGAAGCUGGCAAGGGCUAUCCGGAUGAUCACCAUGAGCAGCAUGCUUUUGUCCUUGCAGCUUUUGAUCAAAUGUUUAACUGCCAGUCGUGGCAUGCUUCUCUGGAGUUUCUGCUUGCUGAGCUUGGUUCAAUGUGUGGCUGGCAUGACUUUAAGCACCUUGUGCCAAGACUAUAUCGAAGAUCCCCUGGGGCCUUUCGAGAUCAGGGAGGAGGUCUUUCGUUACUAUGGUACGUGGACUCGGACCAUGCUUUCAAUGUUUGAAAUUUUAUUUGCGAACUGGGGCCCUCCAUGUCGCAUCUUGGUGGACCAUGUGCAUGAAGCCUUCUCAAUUUUUUUCUUGGUGUACCGAUGUGUCCUUGGAUUUGCGGUGCUCAAUGUGGUGAACGCGGUCUUCGUCCAACAGACCCUCCGCACCGCCAAUUCGGACGAGGACUUGGCCUUCCGGGAGAAGCAGAGGGAUAUUGCCUCGUACACUCGAAAGAUCCGGAAGCUUUUCCAGACCAUGGACACCAGUGGAGACGGAACCAUCAAUUAUGAGGAGUUCUCCAAGUUGGUGAGCGAUCCAAAGUUGAACUUUUGGAUUGGACAGUUGGAGUUGGAAUAUCACGAUCUCAUGAGCCUCUUCGAGUUUUUGGACAAUGGCGACGGAGAAAUUACCUUUUCGGAGUUCAUCGAAGGAGCGACGCGGCUUCGAGGUCAGGCGAAGGCUUUGGACAUUUGGCGCAUGGAGACGAAGGUGGAGGUUCUCUUUGAGGAAGUUCUGAACAUUUUGGCCGGACCUGGACAAGGCUCGUUGCACCCGCCGCCAGCGUCACCCGCGCUUUCAGACGUCGAAGCCAUUCCAAGGACUGUGUCCGUGAGCAAUGCGAGCAACGUCCAAGACGUCUUCGCCCAGUCGGCAUUUAAACACAUCAGGAGUAUCCAGAAACAGCGCUUCUCUCCCACGGAGGAUCUGAGAAGUGAAAUAUAGCUCCCGCCGCGCCGGCCGGGCUCCCGUGUGCGGUUGUGAAGAAUCGAGGUUUGCUGAUCUUAUCGACUGCUGCUUGCUGAUGGACGCAUAUUCUUGGACGACAUCCGCGCUUCAAACUCAUUGCUCAUUGCUUAUGCCGUGAUCCUGACAGUGUUCGAGGAACCUGCAAAGGAAGUAUGAAUGCUUCCCGAACCAUUCAAGGCAGUCCAGUGAUUUUUGGUCUUUUGCUCCUUUUAGGCCUGCAGGCAGAUUGAUUGGCU